Molecule: messenger RNA, 16978 nt
Organism: Homo sapiens (human)
Lineage: Eukaryota; Metazoa; Chordata; Mammalia; Primates; Hominidae
Source: RefSeq, a predicted model, not a curated record
AGUUUCAGACAAGCCUGCUUGCCGGAGCUCAGCAGACACCAGGCCUUCCGGGCAGGCCUGGCCCACCGUGGGCCUCAGAGCUGCUGCUGGGGCAUUCAGAACCGGCUCUCCAUUGGCAUUGGGACCAGAGACCCCGCAAGUGGCCUGUUUGCCUGGACAUCCACCUGUACGUCCCCAGGUUUCGGGAGGCCCAGGGGCGAUGCCAGACCCCGCGGCGCACCUGCCCUUCUUCUACGGCAGCAUCUCGCGUGCCGAGGCCGAGGAGCACCUGAAGCUGGCGGGCAUGGCGGACGGGCUCUUCCUGCUGCGCCAGUGCCUGCGCUCGCUGGGCGGCUAUGUGCUGUCGCUCGUGCACGAUGUGCGCUUCCACCACUUUCCCAUCGAGCGCCAGCUCAACGGCACCUACGCCAUUGCCGGCGGCAAAGCGCACUGUGGACCGGCAGAGCUCUGCGAGUUCUACUCGCGCGACCCCGACGGGCUGCCCUGCAACCUGCGCAAGCCGUGCAACCGGCCGUCGGGCCUCGAGCCGCAGCCGGGGGUCUUCGACUGCCUGCGAGACGCCAUGGUGCGUGACUACGUGCGCCAGACGUGGAAGCUGGAGGGCGAGGCCCUGGAGCAGGCCAUCAUCAGCCAGGCCCCGCAGGUGGAGAAGCUCAUUGCUACGACGGCCCACGAGCGGAUGCCCUGGUACCACAGCAGCCUGACGCGUGAGGAGGCCGAGCGCAAACUUUACUCUGGGGCGCAGACCGACGGCAAGUUCCUGCUGAGGCCGCGGAAGGAGCAGGGCACAUACGCCCUGUCCCUCAUCUAUGGGAAGACGGUGUACCACUACCUCAUCAGCCAAGACAAGGCGGGCAAGUACUGCAUUCCCGAGGGCACCAAGUUUGACACGCUCUGGCAGCUGGUGGAGUAUCUGAAGCUGAAGGCGGACGGGCUCAUCUACUGCCUGAAGGAGGCCUGCCCCAACAGCAGUGCCAGCAACGCCUCAGGGGCUGCUGCUCCCACACUCCCAGCCCACCCAUCCACGUUGACUCAUCCUCAGAGACGAAUCGACACCCUCAACUCAGAUGGAUACACCCCUGAGCCAGCACGCAUAACGUCCCCAGACAAACCGCGGCCGAUGCCCAUGGACACGAGCGUGUAUGAGAGCCCCUACAGCGACCCAGAGGAGCUCAAGGACAAGAAGCUCUUCCUGAAGCGCGAUAACCUCCUCAUAGCUGACAUUGAACUUGGCUGCGGCAACUUUGGCUCAGUGCGCCAGGGCGUGUACCGCAUGCGCAAGAAGCAGAUCGACGUGGCCAUCAAGGUGCUGAAGCAGGGCACGGAGAAGGCAGACACGGAAGAGAUGAUGCGCGAGGCGCAGAUCAUGCACCAGCUGGACAACCCCUACAUCGUGCGGCUCAUUGGCGUCUGCCAGGCCGAGGCCCUCAUGCUGGUCAUGGAGAUGGCUGGGGGCGGGCCGCUGCACAAGUUCCUGGUCGGCAAGAGGGAGGAGAUCCCUGUGAGCAAUGUGGCCGAGCUGCUGCACCAGGUGUCCAUGGGGAUGAAGUACCUGGAGGAGAAGAACUUUGUGCACCGUGACCUGGCGGCCCGCAACGUCCUGCUGGUUAACCGGCACUACGCCAAGAUCAGCGACUUUGGCCUCUCCAAAGCACUGGGUGCCGACGACAGCUACUACACUGCCCGCUCAGCAGGGAAGUGGCCGCUCAAGUGGUACGCACCCGAAUGCAUCAACUUCCGCAAGUUCUCCAGCCGCAGCGAUGUCUGGAGCUAUGGGGUCACCAUGUGGGAGGCCUUGUCCUACGGCCAGAAGCCCUACAAGAAGAUGAAAGGGCCGGAGGUCAUGGCCUUCAUCGAGCAGGGCAAGCGGAUGGAGUGCCCACCAGAGUGUCCACCCGAACUGUACGCACUCAUGAGUGACUGCUGGAUCUACAAGGUUUCCAGCGCCCACGCGGACUCCCCUCUGGGCCUCUGCAUUCACCGCUGCCGCUGCCUGGAAAGCUCUCCCCGUCCCCACCGGUGAUGUCCCCUAGGAAAGCUCCCCGUCCCCCGGGGUGAUGUCCCCUAGGAAAGCUCCCCGUCCCCUCCCGGGUGAUGUCCGCUAGGAAAGCUCCCCGUCCCCCCCAGGUGAUGUCCCCGAGGAAAGCUCCCCGUUCCCUCCCGGGUGAUGUCCGCUAGGAAAGCUCCCCGCCCAGGCUCCCUGGGUAUGGAGGAGAGGGGCUGAGGGACGCAGUUUCUGAUCACUGCUUGCACACCUCCUGUGAUGGGCAGCUCAUCCAUUACCUCUCAACGCAGCCUGGGCUGGUAAGUGAGUUACAAUUCUUAGAAAGGUUUUCCAGCUGCUGACACCAACCUUGACCCCCAUUCCCUUUACCGUUCCAAGACCAUACAGAGCACACCUCUUCUCCAAAUAUCUCACUCCUCCUCUAUUGAUCAUGUGCCUAUUCCAGACGUGUGUCAUGAGGCACACAGGCUCAGGGUGAUAACCACUGGCAUGGUGGCAGCCCACUGGGCCCUGGAGGUCCAGAGAAGCUCCUGAGCCAGCUGAGAGGGGCCAAUCUGGUGGGCUUCCUGUAGGAGGGAACGCCUUAGCUGAGUUCUGAAGGGUGAGUGACAUUUGGUUGGGGACCGUAAAGAAAGUAUCCCAGGGAGCAGGAAUAGUGUGUAGUGGGAGAGAAUGUCCUUCUGGAAACAAAGAGAGGUUUUGGCGGGGCUGGAAGGCUGAGUUUGGAAAUGGGAAGAAAACGCAAGGCCUGGUGCGGUGAUCAAGAUGGGAGGUCAGUAACAUCCUCUUUGUUUCAUAUUUCCUGACUCCUUGGCCAGGAAGCAACUAACAUCUCCAUCUACCAGGUCCACGGCUUCCUAGCAUUGGGUUUUACCAUUUUAAAAACAUUUUUUAAUUUUAGAUGGGAAAAAUAUCUUAUUGUGUAAAUUAAGACAAAUUAGCAUUUCUCUUGUAAGUGGCGAAGUUGAGCAGUGUUUUCAGAUGUGCGCCAGCUUGACAGAUGCCACCUCUUGCUGUGAACGUCUCAUGGCCUCAUGCCCAGCACAGAGCUCGCACCUUCUCAGGCCCCAUCCUCUGCUCUGAGCAAAAGGCCAAGGGCGUAGGCUGCCCUGUGGCCACAUGGGUGAGGAUAUGGUGAAUCAGUUUCCUGUUCUGCUUCCAUUCACCUUUUGUCCCUUCAGGGUUUCAAAUUUCUCUCUUCUCUGUUGGAGGCUGGGGUCCCAUGUGCCUGUAGCUUUGUCCUUGUCUGAGGUAUCUCUGAGCUCAAAUUAGAGGGCUGUGAAGCCCCAGGAAGGUAUUUGUGGGAGGCAAUUCUGAUGUGCUGGGUGCCUCGAACACACAACUUCCUGUUUAAUUCUCAAAACAUCUGCCUGGGGUGGGGACUCUUGAACCCAUUUUACAGUUGAGGAAACCAAGGCUCUGAGGACUUGGUUUACAGACCCAACAUGCCCACUAUCCCAAGGCCAAUAUGUAAGAGGCAACUCUAUUGGCAGCUUUUCUGGGCUUCAUUUAACAAACUCCUCUGUAGACAUUAAGGUUCUGUUUAAUUCAUGUUCUAGAGGACAGAGGUUGUUAGCUCUCCAUCUUGAGGCAAAACUCUUUGUCCCACCCUGCCCAAUCAAGGCAUGGAAGCCCUGUUUCUCAUCUAGGAAGGGGCUGUGGUGUUCAGCUCAGCACCAACCUUAUACUUCAGGGAGAGAAAUGGGAAAGAAAAAAAGGGAGAAGAAAGCACAUACAUUCAUCCUCCUCGGAACCAAACUCCUGAGUUAGGCCUUGGUUCUGGCUCCGUGGCUGCCACUAAAAUCCCAUGUGGCCUUGUUAAAUCCCUCCCACCUCUGGCUCUCCACUUCCGCUUCUGUGGAGUUUUUAUUCUAGCAAUGAAACUUUUCACAUAUGAGCUCCUGGUUCUUUCUUAUAUCUGCCUGCUUUUGUCUCAUAGUCUCCUGUUCUUUCUUUUCUUUGAGAUAAAGUUUUGCUCUUGUUGCCCAGGCUGGAGUGCAAUGGCGCGAUCUUGGCUCACUGCAAUCUCCACGUUCCGGGUUCAAGCGAUUCUCCUGCCUCAGCCUCCUGAGUAGCUGGGACUACAGGCACCCGCCACCAUGCCCAGCUAAUUUUUGUAUUUUUAGUAGAGAUAGGGUUUCACCAUAUUGGUCAGGCUGGUCUUGAACUCCUGAUCUCAGGUGAUCCACCCGCCUCGGCCUCCCAAAGUGUUGAGAUUACAGGCAUGAGCCACUGCACCCGGCCUCCUGUUCUUGUUUAUGGCUGUUAUUCCCUUCUUUAUCUCUUUGAGUUUUUAAUAUAUUUAUUGCAAAAUUCUUUUAAGGUUGCACUAUUAUUCUCUAUUUCCUCAGACGUAAAUUCUUCCAGUUGGGGAGUUUGUGGAAAUUUCAUGAAGUGGUUGUGAAUCCAUUGUCUCUUCAGAAUAUUUCUUGCAUGUGUAUCUUGUAAGGGCUGUAUAUGAGAGCCUGUGCUCUUGGCUUCAUACAUUAGGGGGCCCUGCAUUGGUACUAGCCUCCUAAUGGGUAGGUGGUGGGGGGCUUCAACCCUUGUCUCUGGGCAUCUCUGCAGUGGUCUCUUGUAUACCUGGUAUUUUCCUGUCAUUGCUAAGUGUUUGAAGAAUGGUUUCUAUGUGUACUUGGUCUGCCAUCUUGAAUGAAAGUCCAAUUUCACCAUCUGUAAACAUUUCACAGAUGAGGCACCGGAAGUUCAGGGAGGUGGCCUGACUUGCCCCAGUCCACACAGCUAGGAGGGAGAAUUUGAACCCAGCGAAACCCUAUCCACUCCCCGCUCCUCGGCAGGCCCUGGCCCGGUGCUCCCCUCAGCUCUGACUCAUUGCUAGCUCUGCAUUCCCUGGACACCUUCUUCCUCAGAGAGCUGGGAGAAUGGCCUCUACCCUGUAGACACGCUAAAUAAACUCAAAAUUUUGUUCUGGUGGACGAAGUGAAAAAAACCAAAACUGGCAGAUUAGCUCGGUAUAAUAUGACAAGGCCCUGGACUCUGCAGUCUGGCUGUGAGACCUCAGGGAGGUUACUUAACCUUGGGGAGCUUCAGUCUUCUCAUUUGUCACAUGGUGAUAAUAACUGUGUUUACCUUUCUGAGUAGUGAUGUGAAGUGAAACAAUGCAUUAGUUUAGCACUUAGUAGCUGCUUAUUAAAUAUUACUUCCUUCCAUGGAGGAAAGCAAACUGGGGAUGGGGCCAGGGGAAUGUGAUAGCUGAUCCAUCAAAUUCCUGAAAGGUUUCAUGGGCCAGAGGGAGGAGAGCUUCUCCAUGGUCUGAAAAAGAGAACAGAGAAUAACAGGGAAGGAUCCAGGGAAGGUGACACAGCUGCAAAGUCUGUUCAUUGGGGUAAAGAAUAAUCCCUUCAACAAAUGGUACCAGGACAACUUGAUUUCCACAAACAAAACAAACAAAAAGUCAGACCUCUAUCUCACACAUAUAAAAAAACUAACUAAAAUGGAUCAAUGACCUAAAUAUUAAAUAUAAGAGCCCAAACUGUAAAACUCUUAAGAAAACAAAGAGGUAAAUAUUUUUGGAUUUCGCAGUGGAUUCUCAGGUAUAACACUCCAAGCACAAGCAAUAAAAGAAAAAUAGAUAAACUGAACUUGAUCAAUAUAAAAAUCUUUUACUUUUUGUUUUUAAUUUUUAUUUGUUUUAUUGUUUUUUUGAGACGGAGUCUCGCUCUGUCCCCCAGGCUGGACUGCAGUGGUGCAAUCUCGGCUCACUACAAUCUCUGCCUCCCGGGCUCAAGCAAUCUUCCAGCCUCAGCCUCCUGAGUAGCUGGGAUUGCAGGUGUCCAUCACCAUGACCAGCUAAUUUUUGUCUUCUUAGUAGAGAUGGGGUUUCACCAUGUUGGCCAGGCUGGUCUCGAACUCCUGACCUCAGGUGAUCCACCUGCCUUGGCCUCCCAAAGUGCUGGGAUUACAGGCAUGAGCCACUGUGCCUGGCCAAAAAACCUUUUAAUUUUUAAAUUAAAGGACAUCAUCAAAGGGUAGCCCAGAGAAUGAGAAAAAUGUUAGCAAAUCAUUUAUCUGAUAAGGAUUUAGUGUUUAGAAUGCAUAAAGAAUUCCUACAAUCCAACAACAAAAAAAUAUCCAACUCAAUUAACUGGGCAAAAGACUCGAACAGACAUUUCUCCACAGAUGCUAUACAAAUGGUUAACAAACACAUGAAAUGUGAACUUCAUUAAUCAUAAGAGAAAUGAAAAUAAAAACCACAGUGACAAGCCACACCUCACACCUCCUAGGAUGGCCGUGUGCACACACCGUAACUACGGCUGCUGAGGGUGUGGCGAAAUUGGAACCCUCACACACUGUGGGUGGGGAUGUGAGAUGGUGCAGCCUCUGUGGAAAGCAGUUUGAUGUUUCCCUACAAGGCUAAACAUGGGCUGACCAUCGACCCGGCAGUUCACUUUUAAGUAUACACCCCAGUGAAUUGAAAACAAGGUCUCAGAUAAUAGUAAACCAAUGUUCACUGCAGCAUCAUUCACGAUAGCCAAAAGGUUGAAACAACCCAAAUGUCCAUCAAAUGAUGAAUGGAUAAACAAAAUGAGGUGUAUACAUUCCAUGGAACAUUAUCCAGCUGAUGGAACAUUAUCCAGCUGAAACAAGAGGGAAACUCUCUUGCCUGCUACAGCAUGGAGGAAACUUGAAAAUAUGCUAGUGAAAGAAGCCAGACACAAAAGGACAAACAUCGUAUGGUUCCACUUACAGGAAAUAUCUAGAACAGGCAAAUUCAUAGAGACGGGAAGCAGAUAGAAGUUACCAGGAGCUGGGGGGAGUAGGCAAUGAGGAAUCAUGGAUUCACGUUUACAGAGUUUCUGUUGGGAAUGAUGGAAAAGUUCGGAAAUAGAUAGGGGUGAUGGUUGCACAACACUGUGAAUGUAAUUGACACUGAAUUGUGCACCUAGAAAGUUAAAAUGACAAAUAUUAUUAAAUAUGUUUUACUACAAUUUUAAAAAUAGCUUAAAAAAACCCACCACCGCCACAAAAUAUACAGUUACUCUCUGUAAGUCCAGUGAGGAUUAAAAUACAAUGGAAGGUCUCUUGCUCAAGCACAACCAACGUUGUCUAUGCCACAAUUUAUAGACCUGUGUUUUUAAGUUUUGGCUUCAGCAAGGAGGUGAGCAGAACUUUCAGAGGAGGUUAAGGGCUUGGCAGAUUUUGCUGGUGACACACCCGGACAGGAGUGGCCUUGAUCUUGGUUUUCCCAGCCUCCAGAGCUGGGAGCAAUACAUUUCUGUUGUUGAUGAAUUACCCAGUCUAAGGCAUUUUGUUGACAGCAGCACACACAGACUAAGACACAAGAGCACCAGCAACAAAAGAAAACAAUGGAGAAGGUGGACUUCAUGACAUUGAAACUCUUUGUACAAGAAAAGUGUAUCAAGAAAUUGAAAAGAGAACUCACAGAAUGGGCCUAGUACUUGCAAAUCAUAUAUUGGGGAAGAAUCUAACAUCCAACUUAUAUAAAGACCUUUGUAUAAAUCAACAAUAAAAAGACAGUCUAAGUAAAAAAUGGACAAAGGAUUUGAACAAACAUUUCUUUAAGACAUACCAUUGACUCAUUAAUGAGCACAUGAAAAGAUUCUCAACAUUAUUAAUCAUUAGGGAAAUGCAAAUGAGAUAGCACUUCCAAAAGAAAAAAAAAGGUAAAGGAAAAAUGGGCAAAAACAACUGUGGGAGUGGAUGUGGAGAAGUCAGAUCACUCGUGCAUUGCUGGUGGGGAUGUUACAAAGUGCAGCUGCUUUGUAAAACAGUUUGGCAGUUCUUUAAAAAUUUAAACAUAGAUUAACCAUCUGACCCAGGAAUUCCACUCCUGGGUAAUACUCAAGAGAAUGGAAAACGUAUGUUCACACAAAAACUGGUACAUGAAUGCAUUGUGUAUACAGUGGCAUUAUUCAUAACAGCCAAAAAGUGGAAGUAACUCGAAUGUCCAUCAACAGAUGAGUAGAUAAAUGUGUGGUAUAUACAUACACGGAAGCCUUAUUCAGCCAUAAGAAGGAAUGAAGUACUGAUACAUAUGCCACAGCAGCCACUGACCUCAAAGACUUUACCGAGGUGACAGGAUCCAGACACAAAAAGCCACAUAUUGUGUGAUUCUAUUUAUAUGAAGUGUUAAGCAUGGGCAAAUCCAGAGAGACAGAAGGUAGAUAGUGGUUGCCAGGGGCUAGGGGAAGGACAGUGGGUAGUGACUGCUCAUGGGCAUGGAAGUUGUUUUUGGAGGUGGGGGAGGUGGCAGUGUUGAUGAAAUGUUCUGGAAUGAGAGAGUGGUGAUGGUUGCCCAUCACUGUUAAUACACUAAAAAGCAGUGAGCUUUAUACUCUAAAAUGGUUAAAGUGCAUUUUGUUUGAUGUGAAUUUUAUCUCAGUGUGAAAAAAUCCUGCUGUCAGAAGAGUGUCUAUUGGACCUGGCCUGUACUGGCACGAGGUUUUUUUUUUUUUUUUUUUUUUUUUUUUUUUUUGCUAUUGGUGACUGGCCGAGCCAUCUGUUGUGAAGAUGGCUGCUUUGUAGUGUGGAAGGCUGUGGGCAGGACAUGUCUGCCAACUCUAAUGCAGACACUUCCCAGGAACUAAUGACUAUUAGUCUUUGUAAUGCAUCUUGAAGCCAAGUGUCUAGAUUUUAAAACCCCAGUGUGGGAAACACUGACGGUGAAAUUUCCCAAGUAACGGGUGGCCUGUACCUAAUCCACAAGGAUAGAGUGAUAGGCAUGUGGCUUCUCUGCCUGACUCUCCAUGUCUGUGUGGUGUAAAAUAUCUCACCUGAGGCCAUGUUUCUUACCUGUUGAAAGUUUAUUAGCACAGGGCAAUGGCUACAUUAGGAAUAUUUAUUCACAAUGUUGAUGAUGGGGCUAAACCCAGAAUGGUUGGGGAAAACCAGUUCCUUAUAAUCGAUGUGUUGGUACAGUAUUUAUAAUAAAUGAUUAAAAACUGUUAAUCCACUUGGCAAGUUUAAAGCAGGUUUUCUUUGAUCAAGAAGAAGCUCUAUUUUGUUUUUUUUAAGAAGUCAUGGCUCUUCCUUCUCUCUGUAAUUUCGUAUUGGUCUGAUUUUCAUCAGGCGAGGAGGCAACAGGCUGGUGGCUAUGAAGAGUCCGUUCUGCUUCCCCGCCUGCCAUGGGCUGGGCUAGUGAACUGCAGGGGUGUUCUCCAUGGAGCAGAAGAACCAGGGUCUUUCUCACUUAUGAUGCUGCUAGACUGACCCCUGGUGGCCUCUGUGCUGCGACUGGCUGCGUGAGGCCAGGUGCGGGUUCUGGGCCAUCCCCUCACUCCCUGUUCACUGCCAUAUGCUAGCUGGGCGGGGUUCCCUCCCACUCAGGGUGUUCUCAAUGGGGCACCUACCCAGCAUGCACUCUCCAAGGUUCCCGCCACCUCUAAAAGACACUGGAUUCUAAUUUUAUAAAACGUACAGCACCGUAGCACUGUAAGGCCAAAUUCUAGUUUCCAUAUAUAGCUUCCCAUAACAUUGCUCCUGAAAGCGGAGCCACAGGCUUUCCCUCCCGUGGGAGGCCAUGAGCCCGGGGCUGAUUGCGGAUCUCAUGUGCUCUUCUUAGGUCCGUGACGGUUUAGUCUGGGAGUGCGUUUGUAGAGGGAGUAUUGCUUACAGUGGAUGUGACACUUCCCUUUUUUUUUUUUUUUUUUUUUUUGAGACGGAGUCUCGCUCUGUCGCCCAGGCUGGAGUGCAGUGGCGCAAUCUCGGCUCACUGCAAGCUCCGCCUCCCGGGUUCACGACAUUCUCCUGCCUCAGCCUCCCGAGUAGCUGAGACUACAGGCGCCCGCCACCAAGCCCGGCUAAUUUUUUGUAUUUUUAGUAGAGACGGGGUUUCACCGUGUUAGCCAGGAUGGUCUCGAUCUCCUGACCUCGGGAUCCGCCUGCCUCGGCCUCCCAAAGUGCUAGGAUUGCAGGCAUGAGGCACCGCGCCCGGCUGACACUUCCUAUUUUUACAAAAGGCACAGACUAAUAGCACGCAUAGUGCGCUGUCUGUGUGGGAAAGGAGGGAGAUGGGAGUGCUUUUCCCAAAAGGACGUUUAUAGAGCAGGGACAAGGGAAUGAUGGCAAUAGGUCUUUCUAGGCAGCAGCAAGCCCUGCUGGCUUUGGAGUUCCGGGUGGGCAAUGACUGUCAGGGGUCAGGUCUGUGAGAGUUGCUAGGAGCAUGCAUUCUGCAGAAGCGGGAGGGGACUGACGGCAAAGGAAUUAAGUUACAGAAGGAUCCUGAAUGCAUGAAAAUUUGCAGCCCCACAUUGCCUUAACUGGAAAAGGAGGUGGUGCUUUGUGGGCAUAGGAAUCUGAUGCAGCCUCCUCUCCCUGCUGCAAAAUAUCUGGCUGGGAGGAAUGGUCCAAAUCCAGUCCCUCUAAGAACCUUGUCCCUGGACAUGCUGCCGCAGUUCUGCUGAGAGGCGGGGCUGAGGCAAACGGGAGCCCAGGCUGGCGGUGGACCCAGUGGUGAGGGUGGGAGGGAUGAGGGCGUGGGAGGAGGGGCCCCAGGCAGUGGCAAGGAGCUCAGGAGGCUCCAGAUUGGUGGCCUCAUGCCCCCUGCCAAAUGAGUUCCAUCCCCAUCAGGAAGUUGCCAUUUCUAGGGGUUUAACACUGGGAAAUGUCUUUGGAAUACCACAGUAACAGACAAUAGGAAGUGCUACCACUUAUUUAUUUGGCCUCAUGUUUCACACCAUCCUCCUGAGGAUGUUUGUUUUGCAUAUAGGGAAACUGAGGCUCUGAGAGGGGCAGAGUGUGCCCAAGGGCCAUGAUCAGUAAAUGGCAGAGCCAGGACUGGAACCCAGGCCACACUCAUCCAUGCCACUGCACUCAUGUGUACACCCAAAUGGUCAACGCCCUUCCCCGCAGUGCAGCAGCAACGCACCGCAGUUAAAGCAGCUGGGCUUGUUGCUCCCUGCAGCAAGGGGGACCCAAACAACAGUGAGCUGGGGUGUCUCCUAAGAGGGUGUCAGGAAGUAGCAAUUGUAGGAUGUGGGCCUUGGUUAUUAGCUUAUUUGGGGGGUGGGUCUAUGGAGUCAGGGGUUUGCUCUGGAGUGGAGGCUGGCUCAAGAGUGUCUAAUGAACGCAGUCUAUAGUUACACCAGAGUUAACAGUUUUUUCCUGUCUGUUGUAAAGCGAGUUGUUGAAUCGCAUGAUGAAAGAAAUGGUGUGCAGUACCAUCUAAAACUCUAGACAGGAGAUACUAGCCAACCAUUUACAGGUAAUUACGAGAAACGCAAGGACUGUUAGUCCUCGUAACAGGUCUGCAAGACAAGGGCCUAGAGCGCCUCCAGGUAAUGGGCGCAUGUUCCAGAAGCCAGCUGGGUUGGCUUUAGAGGUCAAGGCUUUUUCUAAUAGUCACAAACUGUCCUGUUCCCCUGUGGUGUUUUUCUAGGUAUAAAAAAGGAGUAUUUGUUAUGGCAUGACCUGUCCCUUUGCUGGCUAAGAGGAAAAUAAAGCUUAUAUGACUGUCCUUGAUAACUCUAAAGAAUGGACUUAGAUUAGUCGGUUGGACUUUCAGAGCAGAGUGGUCUCGUUUAUGGCUUCAGCUAAAAUUACCAACUAGUUUUGAACUCUCUCUCUAGUCGUUUUAUUCCUUUGGUGGGAACUGGAGUUUGCAGAGUAUGCAUGAAGAGCAAAUCAAGGAUCGCUACUGGAAGGUUUUGGAAUCAUCUAUGAUAAUUUUACGCUGGAUUGCUGGGUAUUCUUUCAAAGAAUGGAUUACUGGAGACGUGGGUGUUGUAAAUAUCUGAACAUAUCUAACCACUCUGAAUAUACAUGAGUGUGUGGCAGACCAAUAUAAGCCUGACAUGGGCUAAUAAGAUGUAGUGUCCCACUGAAGCACAGAUCGUAUGGGGAGCAUAUUAUUAUAAUAGCAAUAAAUUUCGUGUCUUUGUGUGCCUUUUGUACAGAAGCUGUAGAUCACGUAGAGGCGGGUGUGUUUUGGAUAUACUGUAUAGUUCAUAUUUAUGUUGAGAUAAAGCUGGAAAUAAAAUGUAAUCAUGUAGAAUCUAAGAUGGGAUGAAGCUUCAAACUGUAUACAGUGGCAUGUUAUGAAUUCAUAAGAAGCAACAUGGGACCUAGAGGUGGUUGAUCGUAUAAUGCUAAUGGUAAUUUCUUAAGAUGUAGAAUUUUGGAGGUUUCUGAGAGGUAUGCUAUUUUUAAAAAAAUUCCAUUAGUUCUGUUUUUCUAGAGGACUGGAGAAAACAAGGACAGUGAAAUCUCUGGAUUAAAGGCACAACUUCAGUGUUUCUUAAUAACAGUAUGUCUUAGUCCCUUUGUGUUGCUGUAAAGGAACACCUGAGGCUGAGUAAUGUGUGAAGAGGUUUAUUUGGCUCAGGGUUCUGCAGGCUGUAGAGGCAGCAGCAUUGGCUUCUGCUGAGGGCCUUGGGCUGGGUGCACUCCUGGUGGAGGUGAAGGAGAGCCCCGUGCAGACCACACGGUGAGAAAGGGAGGAAGAGGGAGGUGGGGGAAGGUGCCAAGCUCUUUUCAACAACUAGUUCUUGUGGGCACUAAGGGUGAGCACUUAGUCCCAUGAGAAUGGCACCAAGCCAUUCACGAGGGCUCCAUCCCCUCCACCAAGCCCCACCUUCCACACUGGGGAUCAUAUUUCAACAAGAGACUCAGCAGGGCCAAACAAACCACAGCAUUGGUCUGGAAAAAGGAGUAUCUCUGUCAUUAGAAGUAAGUGGGGAUUUUCCAGGUUGGAAAACAAAAUCAAGCACUUUUUGUCACUCUGGCAGGGAAAUUUUCAAUCCACAGUGAAUAUAAACAAACAAUAACCAGAAUGUAUUUAUAAUCCACGGCAGAAGGCAUUUGUAUGGAGUCUACUUGGAGGGGUCUGAAGGGCCUUCAAGCUCUCCAGUUCCUGCUCACGUCUACAUUUAAAUGUUUUAUCAGGAUUUCAUUCACAGGGGGAUGUUUUGUAACCAUUAUUGGCAAUACCUCUAAAAUUACCUGGCUUAAUUAAUAUUGUUGCCAAUUUAUUUUUACAGCUAUCUAAUUAUGGGUAACAUCAUGAAGAAUUUUUGUUAGAUUCCACUAUCACCUUUUUUCAUGACAUCAGCUGGCCCUCCUAAGAUGUAAAAGGCAUCAGAACUUUCCCCAUUUUCUUUUUUCAAACCAGGGGCUUGUUCUGACACUAAUAGCAGCCUCUGAAUUUCUCAAGACCGGUGAGAUCACAGGAGUGUUUCUAUAGGCUGAUCUUGUUUCUUUAGCACAGUGGUCAGCCCAAACACUGCCAUUAGGAUCUGAGUCUUUGUAUUUGAAUGACCUUUUACUAUUACUAUAGCUAAGAUAGCAAAGCAUCUAAAAUGUCUUUGUUAUCCAACUUCUACAGGCAUUUGUCAGGGUUAGAAGCCUGUUCCUAAAGCAUUCAAAUUUUGUGGACUAGCCCCAAUCACAUUUAUUUAUACUAUCAAUAUAAACAUUUGUUCUUUUAUUUUUUCCAACCUGCCCAUGUGGGAGCAAAUGUUUUAGUCAUCUGUGAUGACCUAAUUUCUGGGAUUGGUCUAUAUUUUAAGGGUGAAUUUAACUCUGUGGUAGCAUUUUGAAAUAGGAACAAGUAAAAUUAGGACAAGGCUACUCAAAGGCAUCUCUAACAAAAUUACUAAAGCGUAUUUUUUACAUUGAGAGUUAAUAAUUUGGUGACAAAAAGGAAUCUUUCUUCAAAUUUAGCAUAACUAAAUCACUUUACUUGUGUGAAAAUAAUUCAAAAUCAAAGCUGUUGAAAUUUUAUUUAGAGCCUUAAAGGAAUGUGAUGAUGAGGCCUGAGUCAUGCAACAGGCACCUAUAACCUGUUUCUCUGAUCAUAGACUAUCCUUUUUCUUUACCUACACUGUUUUGUAAAAUGUUAUAAAAAACUCAUGGGCAGCAGGGAAGACCCCUUUCCUCCUAACUGUUGAUCGUCAUUAUAAUUUCCCUCUUUCUUCUCUUACACAAGGACCUCACAACUACUAUACUCUCUAAAUCACAAUGUUAAAUAUAGUCUUUUCAAUUGGAAAGAAAAAACAUCAAGCUGUAACUAAUCAAAUUGCUGUAGCUCAUAAGCCAGACUCAUAUGGAAAAUGCCGUGAUUCCACUAAAUGUGUUUUCUGCCUGUAUAAAAGAGACCUUAACCUUUUAGCUCCGGAACACUGACCCCUUUCCUUUGGAGUCUGUGUUUCCCGGAUGGCUAAAACAGUCUUUUAAAUGAGAUUCUGAUCCUUUACAUUAUUUCAGGUUGUCAUGAAAAAUCCAAAUUCUAAUUUCACUCCUUUGAUACACAGUUUAGGUAAAAAAACAUUUAAAAAAGAUUAUACCUUUGUUUAUACGUAUUUAUAUAAACAUAUAAGAUACCUGGGCAUAGCAGCUCAUGUUUGUAAUCCCAGCACUUUGGGAGGCUGACGCAGGAGGAUCGCUUGCGCUCAGGAGUUUGAGACCAGAGGGGGCAACGAAGCAAGACCUCAUCCCUAUAAAAAACAAAAAAUAAAAAAAUAAAAAAAAAUUAGCCAGAUGUGGUGGUCCGUGUCUUUUGUCCCAGCUACCUGGGAGACUGAGGUGGGAGAGCUGCUUGGGCCUGGAAGUUCAGGGCUGCAGUGAGCCUAUGAUUGUGCCACUGCACUUCAGCCUGGGCGACAGAGCAAGACCCAGUCUCAAAAUAAAUAAAGACAUCCACUAUCAUUUCAUGUAAAUAUAAUUAUAUACAACCUGUAAUUUUAAAUUCAACCUUGGCCUAGUACAAAGCGACUAUCAUGCCAACAAGUGUUCACUGUAAACAGACUGAGUUGUGUCAGAUCUUCAGAUUUGGUGGGUAUGUUGCCACUCAAAUACCUACCCUUAGAGUAAUUAUUUGGAAAGCACAAGUAACAGAAGAGACCCUUGUUUGUAUCUUCUCCCAAGUACACAGUGUUUCUCUCAAGCCUGCUGGCGAGGCUCAUGGGGUGAAAUUAGAACUUAAAAAAGGAGUUUGGUCGGGGGGGGUCUCAGGCGAUUGUUCUGAUGAAGCAAGUUUAGAAUCAAUUCCUGAGAUACUCUUUCUGAGGAAAAGUCUGCCAAUACAGUUUUUUUCUUAUCUUUUUUUUUGAGAUGGAGUCUUGCUCUGUCUGUCUCCAGGCUGGAGUGCAGUGGUAUGAUCUUGGCUCACUGCAACCUCCACCUCCCAGGUUCAAGUAAUUCUCCUGCCUCAGCCUCCUGAGUAGCUGGGAUUACAGAUGCACAGCACCACCCCCAGCUAAUUUUUGUAUUUUUAGUAGAGACGGGAUUUCACCAUGUUGGCCAGGGUAGUCUAGAACACCUGACCUCAGUUGAUCCGCCCACCUCGGCCUCCCAAGGUGCUGGGACUACAGGUGUGAGCCCCAGCGCCUGGCCCAGUUUUUCUUUGGUUUAAGUGAGGGUUUAUAUGAAGCUCACCUGUAUGUAGAGCUUUACACGUCAUUAUCUGCUUUGGUGUAGAAAGAGAAUCCCAAGACUUGAAUUUGUCCUGAUCGUGCAAGUGCACGUAGGAAACCCUGCUGCUAACAUUGUACAAGGCCUGAUGUCAGCCUACACACCAUAGCUCUGGUUGCACAGGAAAUCUGGUGUCCCCGAGGGACAAAUCACAAGUUGUCAAAACAAUGAGACUUGUUCUGUGAGCUUUGGUAUAAAGCAGAGAAAAGGUCAGGUUCACAAUCACGCCAAAUAACAUUUUGACUAAAUCACUCCCACCUUCAUGGGGAUAGUUUUGAUUUCAUGAUGUAACUAGCCUCCAACAGAACAUUUAUGUUACCUAGCAAAGCCUGGCUUUAACACAGACUGGAAACAAGACAAUGAGAAAAGCAAGUUGGAACAGGCAAGAUUAAACCAACCGAUGCGUUGUGGCGUACCGAGACUCGCCUCGUGUCUGUGUGAACUCAACAGGGACCAUGGAGGAGCUGAAAGUCUUAAAAUUGGAAAAGGGUCAACACACUUCUAGUUAAAAGAAAAAAAAUAAAAUUUAGAUGUGUAGUCUUUACUACUGCACCUUACAGGCUUGGCUAAGUCAUUUCCAGUCUGCACCAAGGCUCCGUUUCCAGCAGCCCCAGCUGGUAUUUCUACAUGGCACCCUGUGUGACUGCCACCUGUGGCUCCAUUCCUCAGUAGCACACAGGUUGCUUUCCAUCCAGCCUGGCUUUGGGGUAUAGCUGUAUUAGCAGGUAAACUGCUAAAGCAUUUUAAUACCAGUGGGUAAAUAGCUGUUUCUAGUACCCCCAGCCCCUGUGCCAUAGCCCAAGGCAUCCCCCCUUGUCUCCAAGCCAUCAUUUAGAAAUGAAAGGGCCAAAGGGGCACUGCAUGCUGUGUUGCUGCUGGUAAGCUCCCACAGGUGGCCCCCAGAGCCCUCCCCCAGGCUGCCCGAGUCCCUGCUGUCUUCCCUCUGUGCCCCUGCUGUCUUCCCUCUGUGCCCCGCUUCUCUCCUUUUCUGUCUUCCUCUCACCAUACAACUUCCUCAGACUGAAGGCUGGUAAAGGUUGGCCAGUGUUAGAACAUGCAGUGGUGAGUUGGACACAGACUGUUCCUGAGAAUGGUGACUGUGACCAGAAGGAAGGCAGCACAGUGGGUGCCAUGUGAAUCUGCGGUCAGCCUGACCUGGGGCCUCUGAGCCAGCACUGCCCAGCCAGGUUCCUCAAGUAUAAUGGAGUAACCCAACAUAUCCCAAAGUGUUAGCCAGGUACCUGACAGAGUCAGUAUUCAAUAAAUGGUAGCAAUUACUGCUUUUUAUGAGGCCUUUUAGGAUAGUGGCAGAGGGAAAACGCUUACUGGAUGAAUCCAAACAGGCUUUCAAGUUGUUUUCGAUCAAGGACCCUCCAUGAUUGCCAUGGGAACACACAGAACUCCAUUAGACUGCAGGAAGUUCCAGCAAUGAGAAGGCAAACCCCGUCUUAACCUGUCAGCUCCACAGAGUAAGGCAAGGAUAAGGUGGUUUACUUUGGUGUGAGAAAAUCCUAAUAAAUACACCUUGUGUGUAAAAAAAACCACAAAACAAGGCUUUUGAAAAAAGCAUCAUUUAUUUCAAAG